Phlebotomus argentipes is the source of this 1680-nucleotide messenger RNA. RefSeq names its product luciferin 4-monooxygenase-like. The coding region runs from base 1 to 1680 and encodes 559 amino acids. Gene Ontology annotation, biological process: fatty-acyl-CoA biosynthetic process; long-chain fatty acid metabolic process. Gene Ontology annotation, molecular function: long-chain fatty acid-CoA ligase activity. The transcript has 3 exons. The record is from RefSeq and is a predicted model, not a curated record. NCBI's taxonomy places the organism in Eukaryota, Metazoa, Arthropoda, Insecta, Diptera, Psychodidae.
AUGGACAUCCGACGAUUUUCGACGCGGAGGCCAAAGUUUGGCGCGGGCCUUCGCGGCCAGAGAUCUUCGGCCCGACCGUGUCCGCCGGCCGCGUGGGACUCUUCAACCUCAGCCAGAAUCCCGACCUGGUGUGCCAGAUCAACUGCUCCACCGGCGCGCAGAAGACCAACCGCCAGAUCCACGACGAGACGCUCAGCGUCGCCGCGAGCCUGCGGAAGCUGGGCUGCCGCCAGGGCGACGUCGUUGGCUUCAUCGCGCGGAACAACGACAGCGUGGCCGCGGCCGUGCUGGCCGCCUUCCUGCUGGCGGCGCCCAUCAACGCCCUGGAUCCCACGUUCGCCAUCCGUCAGUAGAACGCCGGCGAAGCUCCGCCCGAAAGUGACCGUGUUUUGCUUUGCAGAGGAGAUCAUCCACAUGUUCGGCAUCACGAAGCCCAAGUUCGUCUUCUGCGAGAGCGACAAGGUGCCGGUCCUGCGAGAGGCGCUGCAGGUCCUCAAGAACGACGCCAAGAUCAUCGUCUUCGGCGACAGACUGGCCGAUUCGCUCCACAUCGAAGACUUUCUGGCUGACCCUGGAGAUUUGGGCGCUUUCAGCCCACCUGAAGUCGAUGACGACACCUGCGCUGUGAUCUUCUGCUCCUCAGGCACCACUGGAUUGCCCAAAGGCGUUUGCAUAAAUCACAGAAAUUUGAAUUUCAUUGCAGCUUAUGGAUACACAGACGAUGAAGUUGAGAAGCCCUACAAGAUCCUAACGUUCACAUCAAUUUACUGGGUCACUGCAGUUCUGACGCUAUUAGUUGGCUUGGGAAGAAGCACGAGACUCAUCGUCCCUGAAUCCUACUCAGACGAUUUCUUCUACAAGAUCAUAAAGAAGUAUCGACCUGAAAUCAUCUUCACAGGACCAAUGUACUUUGAGGGAUUGAUAAAUCAUCCCUCAAUUCAAGUGAGUGAUCUGGAUAGCAUCAAAGUCUACAUCUGCGGUGGAAGUGUGGUUAGUCAGGCUUUGUGGGAGAAAUCAAAGGUGUUCUUAAGAAAUGGUGAGCUACGUUGCGCAUACGGAAUGUCUGAGAUUAGCUUCAUCUCAAAAGCGCCGCCAAAGGCAUCAAAACGCAGCGAAGGCUACAUUUUAUCAGGCCAGCAGGUGCGGAUCCUGGACGAAGAUGGCGAGAACCUGGGCGUUGGGGAGCAGGGAGAGAUCUGCAUAAAGUGGCAACACAUGUUCAGAGGCUACUUCGACAAUCCCGAGGCGACGGCCAAAGUGCUGGACGCGGACGGCUGGCUGCACAGCGGCGACAUCGGCUUCUUCGACCAGGACAACCAGCUGCACGUGAUGGGACGCAGCAAGGACCUCAUCGAGUACAACUACUUCAAAAUAACGCCCGGCGAGAUCGAGAACGUGAUCCUCAGCGUUCCCGGCGUUCGCCAGGCCGUCGUUGUCGGCGUUCCCGAUCCCAAGUUCGUCGAUCUCCCGGCGGCCGUCGUCAUCCGCAAGGAGGGCUCCUCGGUCACCGAGCAGGACAUCGCGGCGGCCAUCGAGGCGCGUCUCAGCGACCACAAGCGCCUCAGAGGCGGAAUCUACUUCGUGGACAGCGUGCCAACCACUCCGUCCGGGAAGGUGAAGAAACAACUGGUGAAGGAAAACGUCGUGAAGCUCUACCGAGAAAAGCAGCAGGGAAUCUAG